AUGAUGUGUAAUGGUGAAUUUCUACAAAAAGAUCUAGAUGAGGCUCUAGAGUAUUUAGAUAACUUAGCCAAGAAAGCCCAUACCUGGAAUGGACCUAUUGCCACUGAGAGUACUAAUAGGUCACGACCUAUCGAAAACACCACUAGCAUAGGCAUUUAUCAUCUUAGGGAGGAGGAUGACCUUGGAGCCAAGGUAGAUGCCCUCACUAAAGAACUCAAAAUCUUACAUGCUAGGGACUCAAAGCCUAUACAGAAUGCAUCCCAUGUUGAAUUUUUAGGACCUUAUUUUGUUUGUGGUAGAACUGAUCAUCCAGCUCAAUGGCACAUACCAAAAAUUUAUUCUCCCUUUUCUGAAACAUACAAUCCUGGAUGGCUGAAUCACCCCAAUCUUAGCUGGAAAUCUGAAGGCCAUCCAAAUAAAACUCACAUUGUACCUCCAUAUCAGCCCACGUACUCUAGGAACUCUUUAGAAGACACUCUACAUGCAUUUAUAAAGGCACAGAGUAAGACUAACCAAAAGUUUGAGACUAUGAUCAUCCAAAUUGUUGAAGAAAACAAGGAAAUAAAAUCUCAUAUGUUCAAACUAACUAAUGCCUUAGCUAUAGGGGAGUGGGGAAAAUUCCCAACGCAGGCUCAACCGAACCCUAGGGAGCAACACAUGGCACAAACUUUAGGGUCAGGAGAAAGUAAUCUCAGAGAAGUAAAUGUCAUAACCACUCAGUCUGGUAAGGUCAUAGAACCAAUUCCUAAACCUAAGGAAAAUGAAAAAGUCCCUAGCAAUUCAGAAGAGAGCACCCCUAGCGAGGAGGUAGUGAAAAAUCCAUCUAGAGUGCCUUUCCCUCAAGCUCUCAAGUCUACCUCAAAAUCUGUCGGCCAACAUAAUGAAAUCCUAGAGCAUCUAAAACAAGUAAAAAUCAAUUUACCUCUUUUACAUGUGAUCUCCCAAGUUCCCAUAUAUGCUAAAGUCUUAAAAGACUUGUACACUGUGAAGAAGAAACACCAUAUCAAAAAAACUGCUUUCUUAACUGAACAUGUGAGUGUUGUAAUUGGGCAAAAGAUUCUACCAAAGUAUAAAGACCCUGGUUGUCUUACUGUCUCUUGCAUCAUCGGGAACCAUGAGAUUUCACAAGCCCUUCUUGAUCUAGGGGCUAAUAUCAACAUCAUGCCGUAUGAUAUUUACUUGUCGUUAGGGUUAGGAGAGAUAAAACCCACAUCAGGAGUAGUUGAGGAUAUGUUGGUACAAGUUGACAAAUUUUACUACCCUAUUGACUUCUUGAUUUUGAACCUAAAAGUUGAUGUGAAUGUUAACUCCAAAAUUUCCAUAAUUCUUGGUAGACCUUUUCUUACCACGGCUAAUGCUCUUAUCAAUUAUAGGAAUGGUCAAAUGAAACUAUCAUUUAGGAAAAUGACCCUGGACGUCAACAUCUUUUGCAUCAUGAAGCAACCUGAGGAGGAUGACGAGUGUCAUCAAACAUUCAUGAUUGAUGCACUCGUUCAGGAAAAAGCACCUGCAAUUAUUGACCCCAACCCUUUAAACUCAUUUUGUUUAAAUUCUAAAAUUGUAGCAGGGUAUGAUGAUGUGGAAUAUGCUAAUAUUUGUGCUGCCUUUGACAAUUUGCAAGAUUGUGAAACAUCACCGACGAUUAUUUCUACUGAGCUUGGUGCAAUGCAAAGAGUGUUGACAACGCCCUUGCUAGAUGCGGGCUAA
This is a messenger RNA of Olea europaea var. sylvestris, 1707 nucleotides long. RefSeq lists its product as uncharacterized. NCBI's taxonomy places the organism in Eukaryota, Viridiplantae, Streptophyta, Magnoliopsida, Lamiales, Oleaceae. The transcript has 3 exons. The record is from RefSeq and is a predicted model, not a curated record. The coding region runs from base 1 to 1707 and encodes 568 amino acids.